AUGAAGAGGCUGGUGAUCCUGAGGAGGUGCGAGCCGAUCGUGCGGUUCAGCUGCUGCAGCGUGCGGUAUGCCGACUGCCGCCGCAACCAUGCCGCUAGCACUGGGGGCUACGCCGUGGACGGGUGCCGGGAGUUCAUCGCAGAUGGCGAGGAGGGCACCUUCGCCGCGCUCAAGUGCUCAGCCUGCGGCUGCCACCGCAGCUUCCACCGCAGGGUGCAGGUCUACGAGGUUGCAUGGGACUGCGAGUCCGACGAGUCAUCGUCCUCGAGCAGCAGCUAGGCCGCCGCUGUUCCAUGCCCCAUCUGAGGAGCCGCCAAGCUGCAGCUGUGGGUGCAUCAUGUCUAGUCUAG
Lolium rigidum is the source of this 350-nucleotide messenger RNA. RefSeq names its product mini zinc finger protein 3-like. Gene Ontology annotation, molecular function: transcription cis-regulatory region binding; DNA-binding transcription factor activity. The transcript has a single exon. The record is from RefSeq and is a predicted model, not a curated record. Gene Ontology annotation, cellular component: nucleus. The coding region runs from base 1 to 279 and encodes 92 amino acids. Lineage: Eukaryota; Viridiplantae; Streptophyta; Magnoliopsida; Poales; Poaceae. Gene Ontology annotation, biological process: regulation of DNA-templated transcription; regulation of developmental process.